This is a messenger RNA of Myotis lucifugus (little brown bat), 1432 nucleotides long. Its product is annotated as arf-GAP with GTPase, ANK repeat and PH domain-containing protein 1-like. NCBI's taxonomy places the organism in Eukaryota, Metazoa, Chordata, Mammalia, Chiroptera, Vespertilionidae. The record is from RefSeq and is a predicted model, not a curated record.
AUGGCAUGGAAGGCCUCCUGUGGACACUCCACCCCGGGCGGCUACAGGCUGGCGCUGAUGAGGACGUUGACUAAUGCCACCACCAGGAGGACCUUCCCAGCUUCCUUGGGACCCUGGGAUGGCAUCAUGAAGGCAGCAGCAGCUGGCCACUCGGCUGCCAUCCGGGCCGAGAUCCAGCGCUUCGAGUCGGUCCAUCCCAACAUUUACUCCAUCUAUGAGCUGCUGGAGCGCGUGGAGGAGCCGGUGCUGCAGAACCAGAUCCGGGAGCAUGUCAUCGCUAUCGAAGAUGCCUUUGUGAACAGCCAGGAAUGGACGUUGAGUCGAUCUGUCCCGGAGCUCAAAGUGGGAAUCGUGGGCAAUCUGGCCAGCGGCAAGUCGGCCCUGGUGCACCGCUACCUGACCGGCACCUACGUCCAGGAAGAGUCUCCUGAAGAUAUGGAUGCAGGUAACUAUGCCCUUUCUUCAUGGUAGCGCUUGUCUUGUUUGGAGAGAGGAGAGGCGGCUGUGUCCUGUAGCGUUCCCUCCCCUCCUCGUCCUGUGCUCCAUCCUGUUGCCUUUGAUUUUGCCUUUUCUUUAAGUUGAACAUUUCACCCUGUUGCGUCCCUUAGAUGUGUUUUUAGCAGUAGUCUAGCUUCCUAUGUUUCCUGUAACACCUGUUCAGUGUCUAACUCCUGUCCUGGGGCCUGUGGAACCUUCGGAUAGUGUGGAGGGAUGGGUCCUGUGGCCAUCUUUGCUUGUUGCUCGGCCAUUAAUUUGCGGAACUUUAUAAACACAUAAAAGCCUUGUGGUGGUCUCCAUGGAGAGGCCGACUUUCUGCGUGACCCAGACUGAGAGGAUGAUUUAGAAAGACCGGAGGUGAACUCGAAGGCUUGAAGGUGGGAAUCCGUGCGCAGACACCUGGCCCUGGUGGAAAGUGUGUGCAGAUGCAUGGUUUAGAGAGGCGAGGGAGGCGAGAGCUUAGGAGGCUUUCUCACUCUGGGGUCUGCACCUGGUCGGGCUGCUGUAUUUGUUCCUUUGUGUCUGAGUGUGGCUUUGAUUUUCCUAGACUGAGGUUUGCUGGUUCCUCAGGUGUAGCUACUGUAUAGGUUGAUGACCCCGGCCGCUCAGUGUCUGGGUGACCUGAUAGCAGGUGUAAUGAUCACCUCUCCAGGUAAAGCUGCCAGCACCACCCACCACACCCCUCAGGCACUCCGAUGCGAGCCCUGCCCCUGGGGAUGCUCUGGCUGCUCUCAUUAGGCUCGGUGUCUGCCUGGCUGGUGCCGUGGCUGGUACCGGAGUCUCCGGCCCUCUCACUCAGGGACGCCUCUCCCUCCCCCUGUGUUGUCUUUGCUGUGGCUGCGUUCUUGUCCCUUUGCACGGUCACAGUUUGUUUUGUCACAUUUGGGCCUGACUGUGCUGUCUUUGCAACUGGCCUUGUAUUUUUAUUAGCAUG